AUGGCGAGGGAUAGUUGUCUAGCACGUAUUACGGCGGGCUUCGCCGUCGGCGGCGCAAUCGGCGGUGCUGUGGGCGCGGUUUAUGGAACUUAUGAGGCUGUAAGAUACAAGGUUCCGGGCCUUUUAAAAGUGCGAUAUAUUGGGCAGACGACGUUAGGUAGUGCUGCCGUAUUUGGGCUUUUCCUUGGAGCUGGAAGUUUGAUACAUUGUGGAAAAUCUUACUAG
Messenger RNA from Striga hermonthica, 225 nucleotides. The record is from the annotation of a GenBank genome assembly. Lineage: Eukaryota; Viridiplantae; Streptophyta; Magnoliopsida; Lamiales; Orobanchaceae.